Molecule: messenger RNA, 1909 nt
Organism: Linum tenue
Lineage: Eukaryota; Viridiplantae; Streptophyta; Magnoliopsida; Malpighiales; Linaceae
Source: the annotation of a GenBank genome assembly
AGAAUUUAUCGACUUCUCCGGCAAACCGAAACCCCAAUUUCUCCCCCUCUUCGCUGGCUCCCUUCCAAUUCUUUUCAGCUUUCUCAAUUCUCUUCCAUGGAGCCGUUUAAACCCUCGAACCCCCUCUUAUCCUUCUCCUCUUUCCUCCACCAGCAAUGCCUCCGCCUAGGGAACGAGCUUGCCACUAAGCUGGGCGACACCUCAAGAGCCCUAUCCACCGCCUUCCCUCCGCCGGCGGCCACUGUCCGAAGGUUCCAUCCGCCACUGUUCGCCUCAGUUUCUCAGGCGAACCAGCAGCAACCGCCGCCGGCGCUUAGCACCAAUUACGUGGCGAAAAGGCUCACCGGCACGACUCUGUACACUGUGAGCAAUACGAACAACGAGUUCGUCCUCAUUUCGGAUCCUGAUGGAGCUAAGUCCAUCGGAUUGCUCUGCUUCCGCCAGGAAGACGCCGAAGCAUUUCUGUCUCAGGUGCGAUUGCGGAGAAAGGAAUUAAGAAGUGCGGCAAAAGUGGUGCCUAUUACUCUUGAACAGGUCUACAUGCUGAAGGUCGAAGGCAUUGCAUUCAGAUUUUUGCCAGAUCCUGUCCAAAUUAAGAAUGCAUUGGAGCUGAAAGCUUCUGAUGUAAGGAAUGGGUUUGAUGGAGUUCCGGUUUUCCAGUCAGAUCUUUUGGUAGUGAAGAAGAAAAACAGGCGGUUCUGCCCCAUAUACUUCCAAAAGGAAGACAUAGACAAGGAACUGGCAAAGGUUUCAAGGGCAUCGAGAGGCGUGCCUCAUAAUAUAAUGGUGGGAAGCCUAGAAGAUGUUCUGAGAAAAAUGGAGACAAGUGAGAAGAACUCAGGAUGGGAAGAUUUGAUUUUCAUUCCACCUGGUAAAUCCCAGUCCGAACACAUUCAGGAAAUAACCAAAUCAUAGUUGCUUGAGAUUUGGCAUAAACUCUCCAUCGCGUAGAGCUAUCAGUGAAAAACACAGCAAGAGUUUUGGCACGCGUUACCAGGCCAGUAGCUAUACAGGUCAGAUAUUGAGACGAUCUCGUUAUUUUCCUUUCCUUAACCCUUUUAACUAGGAGCUCAGGAUGAGAUUCCUUAACCUGGAGCAUUCCAUUCCCCAGGUGCGCCUGGAUAGCUUUGAGUUAUGAGGUUCAUCGCGAUUUGAUGUUGUUUGUAGAAGGUUAUGGAAUGCUAACUCCCGACGGCUAACUUGUUGGAACUUGUUCCGUUACUUUUGCCUAGCCUUCGAAUUUGGUGACAUGGAAGUUACAUCGAGUUUUUGUGAGUCUGCGGGUUGAUGCUUCUAUUAUGUUAUACUUCGUCGGCAGUUUAUAUUAUACAAGUAUACAACUAUACAUCAUGAUAUCUCUGCUGAAGUUUCUCUAGGGCAUAGACAUUCAACAAGACAGCCAGGUAACAGGAAGAACUAGAGGAUGGAUUUUUCCUUAUCCCCUUAGUAGUCCCUCCAGCUCCAAGACUCGGCCUGGCCCAUUAUCCAAAGACCCACAUCUUCAAUUUAUCUGCCAUGAAUAACAAAGGAGCGAGAGAUAUUGAACCUUCAAUAGAGUCUGAUUCUUUAGUGCGACUGUGCGAGUGCUUUGAGAUGAUUAGUACAAUUGAGGAAGAGUAUAUUCCUUUUCAAUCGAACUUCCAUGCAUCUGUGGUGCCUGUGAGUAACACUCGACAGCCCUGAUUGACUAGAUUUCUUAGUACUUAUUAGCUGCCGACAAAAAAAUAGGAGGGUAAAACCAUUUGCUUCAAUGGGUAAAUUAGGAGGGUAAACUAUUUGCUUCAAUAGGUUUAAAUCCAUUGGAUGGGUUUAAAAGGAUCUUGCAUGUGCUCAAAGUAGGGGUGAAUGUUUGGUUCGGUUAACCAAAAUGAAACCAUUAGAAAUCAAGACCCAAACUAGGUUGUUGUCC